CAGACCAUCAGUGCCAGUGCAGUUUCAGUACUUUUUACCCACAUACCCUUCACCCUCAUAUCCCCUGAGCCACACCUACACCCCCAUCACAAGCUCUGUCUCCACCAUCAGACCCUAUCCAGUCACGGCUCCAGCUCAGAGCUCGGCUCUUCCUGCUCAAACUGGUGUGGGAGUCGCCACCACAAUGCACUUGAACCAAAUGCAGCUGAUGGCACUGCCAUCUGCCCAGAUCAGCACCCAAAACAUCCAACCAGCCUCUAUGACUGCUCAGGGCAUUCAGCCUGCACCAAUAGGAGUGCAAGGGCUGCAUGCCGCUGCACCAAUCAGCACGCAGACUGUACAGCAGGCUCCUGUCACCACACAACAGCCUCAGUCAGAAGCAAAACCAGCAGGUGUUGUUUUGGCUGAAAGUCCUGCUUUUGUCACUAAUCCAAUUGGAAGCACUUUUAGUGGCACUCAGCCGGUCACUACCAUUGUGCAGACUCACACAGGUGCAGGUGCUCCCACACUUGUGUCCUCCCCUCGACCCAGCAUCCUUCGCAAAAAACCUGUAACUGAAGGGGCAGUGCGUAAAUGUCUGAUUCAAGCGCAGCCGAGUGAGCCUAACGCUGGCCGAGUGGAUAGUGGGAUAAGGCUGUCGGGAUCCCCUCGCCCUGCGGGCGUGAAGCCCAAAGCUGACAUUCAUGUUGCAAUGGCCCCUCCAGUGAUGGCAGCAGUGGAGGCUCUGGUGGGUCAUGUUGGUGAGCAGCAGACUCUGUCCACUCCUGUGCAGCAUCAUUCACAGGCCAUUCCCACCCUUCUGGCUCCACCUGCUCCUGCACCUCCCUCUCAACCCACCGCCGUUCUUUCAGCCCUGCCCGCAACCAUGGCAGUCACUCCACCUGUGCCUGCCUCCAUGGCCAAUGCAGUGGCCUCUCCUACCCAACCAGCGGCCAGCAGUACAGCUGCUCUGAGCUCUACGCUUCCUGAAGUUAAAAUCAAACAGGAGGCCGAACCAAUGGACACUUCACAAGCAGUACCUUUAGCUCCUUCCUUGACGGGUCCAGCUCCAUCCCUCUCCUCACAGUCCUCGACUCUGACUGUAUCUGCUCAACCUGGAGAGCUUCUGCCUGGUGCCUCUCCAAGGAAGAAACCCCGGAAACAGCAGCAUGUGAUCUCCACUGAGGAGACGGAGAUGGUGGAGACUAACAGCACAGAUGAAGAGAGAGCUAGCAGUCGAGCUCCAGGAAACAGAAUGGAAAGACAUGAGUCACCACCUAGGGAAUAUGUUGAUGAGGAUGGUGUUCGUUACGUGCCGGUGCGUCCCAGACCUCCUCACACUCACCUUCGCCAGUACCGAAACCCAUGGAAAGCUGCAUAUCACCACUUUCAAAGAUACAGUGAUAUCAGAGUGAAAGAGGAGAAGAAAGGAAGCCUUCAGGACAUGGCCAAUCAGAGAGGAGUAGCCUGUCGUGCUCAGGGCUGGAAAGUGCAUCUGUGUGCAGCACAGCUGCUGCAGCUGUCUAACCUGGAGCAUGAUGUGUACAGCCGGUUGACCACUCUGCAGGAAGGGCUUAUCCCAAAGAAGAGAGCUGGAGCAGAUGAUGACCUGCACCGCAUCAAUGAGCUCAUACAGGGUAACAUGCAGCGCUGCAAGCUUGUGAUGGAUCAGGUCACUGAAGCUCGUGACACCAUGAUGAAAGUGCUAGACCAUAAAGACAGAGUCCUCAAGCUGCUCAACAAGAACGGAACCCCCAAGAAGAGCUCCAAAUUAAAGCGCAAAGAGCGGGCAUAAACGCCAAACCAUGCUCUCUUCUCCUUCAGCAUAGUCCAACAACGGAAAGCUGGACCAGUCACGGUUUAUCAGGUUGCUGUGCACAAUCAUCUACUUUUCUUUUACAGUCUCAAAGAAAAAGAUAGACCUUCGUAAACCAUCAAACCAUUUUUAUAGGAACUGCUGCUUACUGUGGGCUGUCAGACUGUCCAUUGGACAUGAGGCAGCCUGGAUAACCAAUGCUUUUAGUUUCGAUUUUUUUUUUUUCCCCUGAAGAAUUUUUCAUUUUAAAAGAACAUUGUGUUGACUUAUUAUGAUUUUUUUUUUAUGUGUAGAGCAACACUUUUAUCGUAGUGGACUUUAAAGAUCAGAAAGGUCAUGUUUGUUAGAUGUUAUGCCUAUAUUUAGUUGGGUUCACAACAGUACUUACUGCACACACACAUUUAAAAUAGUGUGUGGUCUUUCCAUGUUUGGUGCCUUGUAACAUGGAUUUUUUUUUCUUGCAUUAAAUACAAAAGUUAAAGAUGAACACUCCCAUGAAAGUCAACACAUUAAGUCCACAAUAAAAAAUAAAUGAAUCAAAGCUAAUAGUCUUGUACUAACCAGAUAUUAUGCCCUCUAACCGUUCUAGUUAGUGUUUUUAUUUUGAAUCACUGUAAACAUUCAAGCGCUCUAGUGACUGAUGAUAGUACAAAGCAGUGAAAUAUGUGUACUUGAAAGAAUCAGUAUAAUUAUGUGAAUUUAUAUUCUAAGAAUGUCUGGAUUGUUUUAUGUUUCAAUGUAAGAAGAUUGUUGUAAAUGGAAGUGUCGUGGUUUUCACUGUCCUAUUUGAGCUGUUUCACAGACUUUAAGUGAAUGUUGUUCUGCGUUUGAAUAAUAAUUUGGCUAUUUUGUACAUUUUCUUUUUCAUUCUUUGACUUUUUCUGUGUACUUUAUUCUGUGCUAUUGCAGUAAAACUGGAUACAUUUACAAAGCA
Messenger RNA from Danio rerio (zebrafish), 2729 nucleotides. It is a transcript of the gene sap130a, whose product is annotated as Sin3A associated protein 130 a. Gene Ontology annotation, biological process: regulation of DNA-templated transcription. Gene Ontology annotation, molecular function: glucan 1,4-alpha-glucosidase activity. Lineage: Eukaryota; Metazoa; Chordata; Actinopteri; Cypriniformes; Danionidae. Gene Ontology annotation, cellular component: nucleus. The record is from RefSeq and is marked validated.